Messenger RNA from Panicum virgatum (switchgrass), 2746 nucleotides. Its product is annotated as L-type lectin-domain containing receptor kinase VIII.2-like. The record is from RefSeq and is a predicted model, not a curated record. The transcript has a single exon. Gene Ontology annotation, biological process: protein phosphorylation. Gene Ontology annotation, cellular component: plasma membrane. Gene Ontology annotation, molecular function: protein kinase activity; ATP binding; carbohydrate binding. NCBI's taxonomy places the organism in Eukaryota, Viridiplantae, Streptophyta, Magnoliopsida, Poales, Poaceae. Bases 296 to 2545 code for a protein of 749 amino acids.
ACUCUUCCUCCUCCAGCGCCAACGCCCGUCCAUCCCCCUGACCUCCCUACCGUUGCCACCACGGCGCACGUGUCCCCUCCCUCCCUCACACCUCUCCCCCUCUCUAAAGCGGCCGCCUCCCUCUCUCCCUCUCUCCCUCUCUCUCUAGUCCCCCACCUCACCACCUCGUUCUCACUCUCCCCAAUCUCUGCCUGGCUGCUCUGCUCCCCUCCCCCCUCUCCGCGGCUCUGCUAUCUCGAUCGCUUGCUUCUCGGGCCGGGCUACCACGCCCCGCGGCUGAUGCGCGCCUGGCCCCAUGCCAAUGCCGGCGCCCGCCAUGGCAAGAGCCGCGCUCCCGCUGGCACUGGCGCUCCUCCUCCUCCUGCGGGGCGCCCCUGAGCCGGCCGCCGCGGUGCGGUUCGACUACGCCACGCUGACGCUCGGCAGCCUCAAGCUGCUCGGCGACGCGCACCUCAAGAACGGCACCAUCCGCCUCUCCCGCGACCUGCCCGUCCCGACGUCCGGCUCCGGCCGCGCGCUCUACGCCUCCGCGGUCCCCGUCCGCGCCGGCUUCUCCACCCAGUUUGCCUUCACCGUCGCCACGCUCAACCCCUCCUCCAUCGGUGGCGGGCUCGCCUUCGUCGUCGCCGCAGACGACUCCUCCCUCGGCGACGCCGGGCCCUACAUCGGCGUCGCCACCGGGACCGACGCCGCCGCGGUCGAGUUCGACACGCUCAUGGACGUGCAGUUCGGGGACGUGAACGGGAACCACGUCGGCCUGGAUCUCGGCUCCAUGGUGUCGGCCGCCGUCGCCGAUCUCGACGAGGCCGGCGUCGAGCUCACCAGCGGGAGAACCGUCAACGCAUGGAUCGACUACCGACCGGACAAAUCGAAAGGAGGGGGGAUCUUAGAGGUGUCCGUGUCCUACGCCGCCAAGCGGCCGAGGACGCCGGUGCUGUCCGCGCCGGUCGACCUUGGGGAGAGCGUCAAGGACGCGGCUUUCGUGGGCUUCUCGGCGUCCACGCAGGGGAGCACAGAGGUGCACGCGAUCGAGUGGUGGAGCUUCUCGACAGCGUCGCCGGCGCCGGCGCCGCAUUCGGCGCCCACGCCGCCGCCGGAAUCACCGGUCGUUCAGCCGCCGCCGAGCGUCAAUCCGGUGCUUCCUUCACCGCUGCUCCCUGGAGUGAUGACUCCAUCGCCGCCAUCCGCGACGGUUUCGGCGCCGACCAGCUCCAUCUCGGCGGCGAGCGCUCCGUCGAACGCCUCCAUGGGGAAUGCCGGCUCGCCGCACCCGCCCGCGCACGCGGCCGUGGCCGGCGCCGCCACGGCGGGCGCCUUCGUGGCCGCCUCGUUCGCGGGCUUCGCGCUCUGGGCGCUGGCGCGCCGCGCGAGGGCCCGGAAGCGCACGGCGCUGGCGGUGGCCACGAAACGCGACAGCCUCGCGUCCGCCGCGGCGCUUGUGCGAUCGCCGCGGGAGUUCAGCUCCAAGGAGCUGAGCGCCGCCACGCGCGGCUUCGACGCGUCCCGCGUGAUCGGCAACGGGGCGUUCGGCACCGUGUACAAGGGCAUCAUCCCGGACACCGGCGCCAUGGUCGCCGUGAAGCGGUGCACCAAGGCGAACGCCAAUGCCAACGGCGAGCGGGCGCGGUCCGAGUUUUUGUCCGAGCUCUCCAUCAUCGCCGGCCUCCGCCACCGCAACCUGCUCCGCCUCCAGGGUUGGUGCUACGAGAAAGGCGAGAUCCUGCUGGUGUACGACUACAUGCGCAACGGCAGCCUCGACAAGGCCCUGUUCGACGCCUCGGCGCCGGUUCUCCCGUGGCACAACCGCCGCGAGAUCCUCGCCGGCGUGGCCUCGGCGCUGGCGUACCUCCACCACGAGUGCGAGCGGCGCGUCAUCCACCGGGACGUCAAGUCCAGCAACGUCAUGCUCGACGAGGCGUUCCGCGCGCGGCUCGGCGACUUCGGCCUGGCGCGGCAGGCGGAGCACGGCGAGUCCCCCGACGCGACCACCGCGGCCGGCACGAUGGGCUACCUGGCGCCGGAGUACCUGCUCACCGGGCGCGCCACCGAGGGCACCGACGUGUUCAGCUUCGGCGCGCUGGUGCUGGAGGUGGCGUGCGGGCGGCGGCCGAUCGGCACGGAGGGCCGGUGCAACAACCUCGUGGAGUGGGUGUGGAGCCUCCACGGCGAGGCCCGCAUCCUGGACGCCGUGGACCCGCGGCUGGGCGGCGAGUUCGACGAGGGCGAGGUGCGGCGGGCGCUGCUGGUGGGGCUGGCGUGCUCGAGCCCAGAGCCGGCGCUGCGGCCCGGGAUGCGCGCCGUGGUGCAGAUGCUGAGCGGCGAGGCGGACCCGCCGUUCGUGCCGGCGGCGCGGCCGUCGAUGAGCUUCAGCGCCAACCACCAGCUGUUGCUGAGCCUCCAGGACAGCGUGUCCGACUACAACGCGCUGGGGCUGACCCUGUCGGACUCGUCGUCGGACUCGCAGAGCUCGUCGUCGCUGACCAGCACCCUGCGAAGGGGCGGCCACGACAUAGGGUUCAGCAGCACCGGCGGCGACGCCAGGUGACCCGACCGAGCAGAAAGCCGACCAGCUCGCAUAGCUAGCUAGAGUUCUCUUCCUUCGUCCAUCUCAAUGCGGAAACAGAGCACAAUGUAUGUAUUGAGUACAUAGAUUAGCAGCAGCAUUGGACUGCAAAGUCCAAACCAAAGCCUCCAUUUGUAAAAUUUGUCUUAAUAAUGAUUCAGAAUUCAGAUUAUUCGUUCGUUC